CAAUUUUACUCUUUCGACGCGGGAGGUCAGUAAAAGGACAGAAUGGCGGACGUUCCACAAAAUGCCCCAGAACAAUGCCCAGGCACCCAGAGCGAGGAAGCAGGGAAGAGUUCAGCUUGUGCAGGCUGUCCAAACCAGAUAAUAUGUGCCAGUGGGGCAGCCAAAGAACCUGAUCCCGCAAUUGAAGAAAUAAGACAAAGGAUGACCUCUGUCAAACAUAAGAUCGUAGUGUUAUCUGGCAAAGGUGGAGUAGGGAAGAGCACAUUUACAGCUCAUCUAGCUCAUGGAAUUGCAAAUGAUGACACCAAACAGGUAGCUGUGUUAGAUGUGGAUAUCUGUGGGCCCUCAAUACCCAGAGUGAUGGGUCUAGAUGGGGAACAAGUUCAUCAAAGUGGCUCAGGAUGGUCUCCUGUGUAUGUGGAAGACAAUCUAGGUGUGAUGUCAGUGGGCUUUCUACUUGGAAGUCCUGAGGAUGCUGUGAUAUGGAGGGGGCCUAAAAAGAAUGGUCUCAUCAAGCAGUUUCUACGAGAUGUUGAUUGGGGAGAGAUAGACUACCUGGUGAUAGACACACCACCUGGUACCUCAGAUGAACACCUGUCUGUUGUACAGUACCUAAGUGCUGCUAAUGUAGAUGGCGCUGUUAUCAUCACAACACCCCAGGAGGUGUCACUUCUGGAUGUGAGAAAGGAGAUAAACUUCUGCAAGAAAGUUGACUUACCUGUGAUAGGUGUGGUGGAAAACAUGAGUGGCUUUGUCUGUCCAAACUGUAAGAUUGAAUCCCAGAUUUUUCCACCAACAACAGGGGGUGCCGUAAAGAUGUGCCAAGACAUGCAGGUUCCAUUCCUAGGAAAGCUACCUCUAGACCCACGAAUAGGAAAGUGUUGUGAUGAAGGGAAAUCCUACCUGUCAGAAGUCCCAGAUUCCCCAGCUUCUCAAGCUUUCAGGGAGAUAAUUCAAAAAAUACAGAUCACCUGUGAUACUUCUGCUGGUGUGUCAAGAGAAGAAGAAACUGGGGAAAUGGACACAACGUGACAUAUAUAUAUAUAUAUAUUGCCGAGGGAACAUUUACAUAAAAGUACUGUUAGUACAGUCGGCAUGUGAUCUGUGAUAGGUCUUCAUCCAAAUAGUUAACAUGCAGGACAUAAUGGUGGCUACUUGUGUUGUCAAAACUGAGUAUGGUGACCAUUAUUUUCAAAACAUGGAGAACAUGAAUGUUAUGUUAUGAGAAUGCAUAUUUUUGAAGGUAAAAAAUAAUGGUUGCAGUUGAUGUCUUUGUAAAGAUGAAGUAUCAUAUAUAAAAAAGCAUUGUGCUUGUAUGACUUAAUUGUGCUGUUCUCAGUCUUUUAGUAUAAAAGCGAACUAUUUUUAAAUGAACUGUCAUAUAAGAUUAAAUCCAGAGUCAAAUUUUUAGCACCUUUUGAUAGUGCUGUUACGUAAAUAGACAUCUGAAAAUGUGCUUACAGAAGGAAGGCUUUUUUAGUGUGAGAUUCUGUAUUCAUGAGGGUUCAUGUAUCUGCAUAAGGUCAAUAAAAUUACUGCAGUAACCUUAUUGCAUGUGACACUGAUGCAAAAAUGCAAUAAAAUCAUUUCCUUGCGUAAU
Molecule: messenger RNA, 1600 nt
Organism: Lingula anatina
Lineage: Eukaryota; Metazoa; Brachiopoda; Lingulata; Lingulida; Lingulidae
Product: cytosolic Fe-S cluster assembly factor nubp1-A
Biological process (GO): iron-sulfur cluster assembly
Cellular component (GO): cytosol
Molecular function (GO): 4 iron, 4 sulfur cluster binding; ATP binding; ATP-dependent FeS chaperone activity
Source: RefSeq, a predicted model, not a curated record